This is a messenger RNA of Closterium sp. NIES-67, 1414 nucleotides long. The record is from the annotation of a GenBank genome assembly. Lineage: Eukaryota; Viridiplantae; Streptophyta; Zygnematophyceae; Desmidiales; Closteriaceae.
CUCUACUGUAACAGCUGCAAAUUGGUUGGGAACAACCAAGCUAGGUUGGCAAGGGUGGCCAACUUGGAUGGAUUGGUUGGGAAGGGACAAAUGUCAAAGUUGGGGUUCCUAUAGGGGGGGGAAUCUUUUGGUGUUCUAAAGGUUGGAUGUGUCUUCCGCUAAGGGGAAACUCUGCCGAAAUUUCGUGGACGCUGACACUUGUGAAAAUAUCGAGGGAGCUGAGUGUGGACAGCAAAGGGGAGCUGAAAUUUGUCAUUUCUCAAAGAGAAGAUGAAUGAGAGAGGAGGAGAUGCUAAUGGAAGAGGAGCUGUACCUGAGAAGACAAGUGAGCCGCCGCCAUCAAAAGUUGAAGCUUUGGAUGGCUCCAACUAUGAGGAAUGGAGCGGGCGGAUGAGGAGUGCCUUCAAACGCUACAAGCUACUGAAGAUUGCUGUUGGGGAGGAGAAGAUGCCGGAAGAAGGCGAAGCACGUGAACGGUGGAUUGAGAAAAGCGCGGUGCUUUUCGACCUCAUCCUUCAAUCGCAGCAACGGCAGCAGCGGCAAAGGCAACUGCAGGAGGAGAUGCAACUGCACCAACUGAUGGGCAUUGGGGGUUAUGUGUGCUUGCUAGGAGGUGGUGCUGUGAGCUGGCGCGGCAAGAAGCAGAAUGAGGUGGGAUUGUCCUCAUGUGAGACUGAGUACAUGGCCUUACACCAUGGGGUCAAGGAAGUGGUGUGGCUGAGGCGUUUGUUGGAGGAGUUGGGAGUUGGUCAGGAGGAGCCGACAGUUGUGUUUUGUGACAAUGAGUCUGCUGUGAAGCUCGUCAAGAAUGCUUGUCUGCAUGGGCUGACAAAACACAUAAGGCCUAAGUGGCAUUGGGUGAGGAGAUUCCUUGAUAAGGAGGUGCGGCUAGAGAUAGUGAAGACCCAUCAGCAAGCAGCAGAUAUUUUCACUAAGCGUCUGGCGGAGGCGGAUCAUUGGAAGGGCAUGAAGCUUGCUGGGAUGAGUGUGCAUUGAGUAUGCAUGCUUGAGAUGUUGGUAUGGUGGAUGAUGGUUGGCAGCCAGAGAGAUCUUGAGAAGAUCUUUCCAACGCAACAAGAAUCGCUUCAAUCGGAGCAAGAACGCGAAAGCUAUGAAGAUUCAAAGUUCAUGAGCUUGCGUUACAAUUGCGGCGGUUACAAAGUGGAGUUGUGGGGUGACUCUAUAUGGAGUUGGGACCUUUGGGGUUGGGGAAAUUUGUCACUCUAUUGUAACAGCUGCAAAUUGGUUGGGAACAACCAAGCUAGGUUGGCAAGGGUGGCCAACUUGGAUGGAUUGGUUGGGAAGGGACAAAUGUCAAAGUUGGGGUUCCUAUAGGGGGGGGAAUCUUUGUGCUUAUGGGGUUUCCUUGGUUGGGGAUUCUCUUGGGACCUUCCCUGUCGUCCCUCUCUUUCUA